This is a messenger RNA of Didymodactylos carnosus, 267 nucleotides long. The record is from the annotation of a GenBank genome assembly. Lineage: Eukaryota; Metazoa; Rotifera; Eurotatoria; Philodinida; Philodinidae.
AUGGCUUCGAGCAGAGAUUCAGAGGUGGAAAAAUUAAAAGGUACAUGGGAUUAUAUUGAUGGUGAAAAUUUUGAUGAUUUUAUGAAAGAACUCGGCAUUUCCUGGGUGGGCACAAUAACAUUCAGUAAUGGUCGUUGGGUUCAUAAAGCAGUUGAUAAAGACGGAAAAGUGGCGAUGGUUGAACGUUAUAUUGAUGAGAAGGGCCAACAGCAAGUAGUAAUGACAUGUGGUAAAGUCACCGCUAAACGUUGGUACAAACGAGUUUAA